AUGGGAAAAUGCCAGAAUCGCUGGCUCCUCGUCGAGUUCAUCCCUUGCACCACACCAGGCCCAGGGAGCACAAACGCGUCGGGCGGGCAGACCUCAUCUGCUGCACUAGGUGCCGGCGACGCCGAGCUGAACAGCAAGCAAAUAUGGUCUGCGCUGAAGCAGAGCGUGAUCACCCACUUCGGUGAUACAGGCUGGGGUGCGGUCGGCGCGUCGCUCAACAUCAAGUACUACUCGCCGCGAACGAACAUGUGUAUCAUCCGUGUUGCGCGCGACCAUCAUCGGAUAGCGUGGGCGAGUGUGACGCUGCUAUCGUCGAUUGAAGGACAGAGGUAUAUCCCGAACGUGGUCCAUGUCGCUGGCACCAUUAAGCAAGCACAGCUUGCCGCCAUCCAACAUAACAGAGAAGUCAUCGCCCGAUAUAGAGCCCUCGCCAGGACGCCAGCUGGAUACCAGGACUCAUUCCAUGAGUAUCUGGACAAGAGCACACAGGAGAUCGAAGCUCUCCGAGACUAG
Molecule: messenger RNA, 513 nt
Organism: Postia placenta MAD-698-R-SB12
Lineage: Eukaryota; Fungi; Basidiomycota; Agaricomycetes; Polyporales; Adustoporiaceae
Exons: 4
Coding region: 1-513 (170 amino acids)
Biological process (GO): tRNA 5'-leader removal
Cellular component (GO): ribonuclease P complex
Molecular function (GO): ribonuclease P RNA binding
Source: RefSeq, a predicted model, not a curated record